Messenger RNA from Mesocricetus auratus (golden hamster), 7120 nucleotides. RefSeq names its product zinc finger C3H1-type containing (gene Zfc3h1). The record is from RefSeq and is a predicted model, not a curated record. Bases 273 to 6254 code for a protein of 1993 amino acids. NCBI's taxonomy places the organism in Eukaryota, Metazoa, Chordata, Mammalia, Rodentia, Cricetidae. Gene Ontology annotation, cellular component: exosome (RNase complex); nucleus. Gene Ontology annotation, molecular function: protein binding. The transcript is spliced from 34 exons. Gene Ontology annotation, biological process: RNA processing.
UCCUCCUCCACCUCCUCCUCCACGGCUCCUUUCUCGCGAGGCGGAAGAGCAGCAAGGGGGCGCUAGGAGAGGGUACUGGCUGAGCGACGGUCCGGCGAGAGAGAUCUGGGGUGCGGGGAAGUUGGGGAGCAGAGCCUGCUAGGCGUCGGAGCACGGGAAGGCCGCGCCUGCCGGGCCCGUUAGGACACAGGGGAGAGGAGGGAGGGGAAGGCAGCGGUCGGGCGGGUCCCCGGACGGAGGGCUAAGGCGGUGUGACCGGCGCUGCUCCCCGGAUGGCGACCGCUGAUACUUCGACCCCGGCCUCUAGCGGCCUCUCCCCGAAGGAAGAAGGGGAGCUUGAGGAUGGGGAGAUCAGCGACGACGACAACAACAGCCAGAUCCGGAGCCGGAGCAGCAGCACCAGCAGUAGCUGCGGCGGGCUGUUACCGUACCCGCGGCGGAGGCCUGCUCACCCGCCCCGCGGCGGCGGAUCCGGGGGAGGCGGCGGCUCGUCGUCGUCGUCGUCCUCUUCUCAGCAGCAGCUGAGGAAUUUCUCACGCUCGCGGCACCCGUCGGAACGGGGCCACCUCAGGGGACACAGCAGCUACCGACCCAAAGAACCGUUCCGGACUCAUCCGCCCCCGGUGCGGAUGCCUUCGGGCUCCCUGUCGGAAAGCAGCCCCCGGCCGUCGUUCUGGGAGCGGAGCCACAUCGCCCUGGACCGUUUCCGCUUUCGAGGCAGGCCUUACCGGGGUGGGAGUCGGUGGAGUCGGGGGCGAGGAGUGGGCGAGCGAGGCGGCAAGCCGGGGUGCAGACCUCCCCUGGGAGGAGGAGGAGGAGCGGGAUCCGGAUUCGGCAGCAGUCAGAGUUGGCGAGAGCCCUCUCCACCCCGCAAGAGCUCCAAAAGUUUUGGAAGGUCUCCAUCAAGAAAACAGAAUCAUUCAUGCAAAAGUGAAAACUGUGGGGAAGAAACUUUUGAAGAUUUGCUUUUAAAGUAUAAGCAAAUACAGCUGGAACUAGAGUGCAUCAAUAAGGAUGAAAAGCUAGCUUUGAAUAGCAAAGAAGAGCAUGUGCAGGAAGAUGCUAAGACAUUGCAUUUUGAAGACCAGACAAGCACUGACAAUGCCAGUAUUACAAAAGACUCAAGUAAAGAAGUCGCUCCCGAGGAGAAGGCGCAGGUCAAGACUUUUCAGGCGUUUGAAUUAAAACCACUCAGGCAAAAACUGACUUUACCAGGGGAUAAGAACCGGCUGAAAAGAGUAAAAGAUGGGACAAAGCAGCUUUCCUUGAAAUCCAGCACCACAGACGCUAGCCAAGGAUUAGAAGAUAAAGAACAAAAUUUAACAAGAAGAAUUAGUACCUCAGAUAUUCUAUCUGAAAAGAAACUUGGUGAAGAUGAAGAGGAACUAUCUGAAUUACAGCUUCGUCUUUUGGCUCUUCAAUCAGCAAGUAAAAAAUGGCAGCAAAAAGAACAACAGGUAAUGAAAGAAAGCAAAGAGAAACUGACCAAGACCAAAGCUGUUCAGCAGAAGACUAAAACCAGCACAAAAGCACAUUCAGCCAAGAAAGUCAGCACCACAGCUAAACAAGCGUUGAGGAAGCAGCAAACAAAGGCAUGGAAGAAACUCCAGCAGCAAAAAGAGCAGGAAAGACAGAAAGAAGAGGACCAGCGGAAACAAGCGGAAGAAGAAGAGAGGAGGAAACGAGAAGAGGAAAUUAGAAAAAUUAGAGACCUUUCCAAUCAGGAAGAGCAGUACAAUCGAUUCAUGAAAUUGGUUGGUGGGAAGAGAAGAUCAAGAAGUAAGUCUUCAGAUCCUGACCUAAGGCGAUCUUUAGAUAAGCAACCUGACAGUGGAGGAGGCAUUUAUCAAUAUGAUAACUAUGAAGAAGUUGCCAUGGAUACAGAUAGUGAAACCAGUUCUCCAGCGCCUUCACCAGUACAGCCACCAUUUUUCUCUGAGUGUUCAUUGGGGUAUUUUUCUUCAACACCAUCUGUUUCUUUGCCUCCACCAGCUCAGGUUUCAUCUGUGCCAUCAUUGAGCCAGCCUUAUGGAGAAGGCUUGUGUGUUUCUCUUGAGCCUCUACCUCCUCCACCGCCUUUGCCACCUCUACCGCCUGAAGACCCAGAACAGCCUCCAAAACCACCUUUUGCAGAUGAAGAGGAGGAGGAAGAAAUGCUCCUUCGAGAAGAAUUGCUUAAAUCUCUAGCAAACAAGAGAGCUUUUAAGCCAGAGGAAGCGUCCAGUAAUAGCGACCCGCCUUCACCUCCAGUUCUGAACAAUUCUCAGCCUUUGUCAAGAAGCAAUCUAUCCAUAGUCAGUAUUAAUACAGUAUCUCAGCCUAGGAUACAGAAUCCAAAGUUUCACAGAGGACCUCGUCUUCCACGAACUGUGAUCUCGCUUCCAAAACAUAAAUCAGUGGUUGUGACACUGAAUGAUUCAGAUGACAGUGAGUCUGAUGGGGAGACUUCCAAGGCAACCAACAGUGUUUUUGGUGGAUUAGAGUCCAUGAUCAAAGAAGCAAGGCGAACUGCUGAGCAAGCUUCAAAACCCAAAGUACCUCCAAAAUCUGAAAAAGAAAACGACCCUCUGCGGACACCUGAAGCUUUGCCCGAGGAGAAGAAGAUUGAAUAUCGUUUGCUGAAGGAAGAGAUUGCCAAUCGUGAGAAACAGCGUUUGAUUAAAUCAGAUCAGCUGAAGACGAAUUCAUCAUCCCCAGCGAACUCAGAUGUGGAAAUGGAUGGGAUUAGUAGAAUAGCAAUGGUUACUAAGCAAGUUGCAGAUGCAGAAGCAAAGCUCAAAAAACACAAGAUCCUCUUGAUAAAGGAUGAAUCAGUUUUAAAGAAUCUAGUACUACAAGAAGCCAAGAAGAAAGAGUCUGUUCGAAAUGCCGAAGCAAAAAUUACAAAACUUACAGAACAACUUCAAGCAGCCGAGAAAAUCCUCAGUGUUAACAGGGUGUUUUUGAAGAAGCUUCAAGAACAAAUUCACAGAGUUCAACAGCGUGUUUCGAUUAAGAAAGCUUUGACUCUGAGGUAUGGAGAAGAACUUGCUCGGGCAAAGGCAGUGGCCAGUAAAGAACUAGGGAAACGCAAACUGGAACAAGAUCGCCUUGGACCAAACAAAGUGAUGAGAUUGGAUAAUUCUCCAAUAUCAAGUCCAAGAAAGCAUUCAGCAGAAUUAAUUGCUAUGGAAAAAAGACGAUUACAAAAGCUAGAAUAUGAAUAUGCCUUGAAAAUUCAAAAGUUAAAAGAAGCCCGAGCCCUUAAAGCAAAGGAACAACAAAAUCUUGUUCCAGUUGUAGAAGAGGAACCUGAGUUUUCUUUACCUCAGCCCUCACUUCAUGACCUGACACAAGAUAAAUUAACCUUGGACACAGAAGAAAAUGAUGUUGAUGAUGAAGUUUUGUCAGGUUCAAACAGAGAACGAAGAAGAUCCUUCUUAGAAUCUAAUGCGUUUACUAAGCCCAACCUUAAGCACACUGACACCCCUAACAAAGAGUGCAUAAACAAACUCAAUAAAAGUACUGUAGAAAAGCCAGAACUUUUUCUAGGGUUAAAAAUUGGCGAAUUGCAGAAAUUAUAUUCAAAAGCUGACAGCUUAAAGCAGUUGAUUUUAAAAACUACCACAGGCAUUACAGAAAAGACUUUGCACGGUCAGGAGAUUUCUGUGGAUGUGGAUUUUCUUACAGCGCAGACUAAAACAACUGAAGUGAAGCCAUGUCCUUUUAGACCCUACCAGAGCCCUCUUCUAGUCUUUAAGUCCUACAGAUUUAGUCCUUAUUAUCGAACCAAGGAAAAGCUUCCCCUGAGUUCAGUGUCAUACAGUAACAUGAUUGAGCCAGAGCAGUGUUUCUGCCGAUUUGAUUUAACAGGGACAUGUAAUGAUGAUGAUUGUCAGUGGCAGCAUGUACAAGACUAUACACUUAGCCGAAAACAGUUGUUCCAGGACAUUUUGUCAUAUAAUCUGUCGUUGAUUGGCUGUUCAGAGACAAGCACUGAUGAGGAAGUUGCUUCUGCAACAGAAAAGUAUGUUGAAAAACUUUUUGGUGUAAACAAAGACCGAAUGUCAAUGGACCAGAUGGCUGUUCUCCUUGUUAGCAAUGUUAAUGAAAGUAAAGGUCAUACACCGCCAUUUACAACUUACAAAGAUAAAAGAAAAUGGAAGCCAAAAUUUUGUAGAAAACCUGUAUCAGAGAAUAGCUUCAGCAGUGAUGAUGAGCAGUCUGCAGGACCAAUUCAGUAUGCCUUCCGACCAGAGAACCAAAUAAAUGUUCCAGCUUUGGAUACUGUUGUCACUCCAGAUGAUGUUAGAUAUUUUACCAGUGAAACUGAUGACAUUGCUAACUUAGAAGCUAGUGUACUUGAAAAUCCUUCUCAUGUACAACUUUGGCUCAAACUCGCAUACAAGUGCUUGAAUCAAAAUGAAGGACUGUGUUCAGAAUCUUUGGAUUCUGCUUUGAAUGUACUGGCUCGAGCACUGGAAAACAAUAAAGACAAUCCAGAAAUUUGGUGCCAUUACCUCAGAUUGUUCUCCAAAAGAGGGACCAAGGAGGAGGUGCAGGAAAUGUGUGAAACAGCUGUUGAAUAUGCUCCUGACUACCAAAGCUUUUGGACUUUCCUACAUCUGGAAAGCACCUUUGAGGAGAAGGAUUACGUCUGUGAGAGGAUGGUGCAGUUUCUGAUGGGAGCAGCCAAACGGGAGCCAUCAGAUAUUCUGUCCUUUCAGCUUUUAGAGGCUCUUUUGUUUAGAGUUCAGCUGCACAUAUUCACCGGGAGAUGCCAAAGUGCACUUGCGAUUUUACAGAAUGCAUUAAAAUUGGCUAAUGAUGCAAUAGUGGCUGAGUACCUUAAGAUAGAUGAUCGAUGUCUGGCGUGGCUGGCCUACAUACAUCUUAUUGAAUUUAAUAGUCUCCCUUCAAAAUUUUAUGAUCCAUCCAAUGCUAAUCCUUCAAGAAUUGUUAACACAGAGCCCUUCGUAAUGCCAUGGCAAUCGGCUCAAGACGUAAAGACUAAUCCUGACUUAUUAUUAGCAGUGUUUGAAGAUGCCGUGAAAGCUUGUACAGAUGAGAGCCUUAGCAGUGGGGAAAGAAUAGAAGUCUGCCUUCCACUGUACACAAACAUGAUUGCUCUGCACCAGCUCCUCGAGAGGUAUGAGGCGGCAGUAGAGCUGUGCAAAAGCUUGUUGGAAUCAUGUCCUGCAAACUGCCAGUUACUGGAAACACUUGCUGCUUUGUAUUUGAAAACAGAUCAGUAUGACAAAGCCCGAAUGGUAUGGCUUACCGCAUUUGAAAAUAAUUGUCAGAAUGCAGAAGUUUUUUAUCAUCUGUGCAAAUUUUUCAUCCUGCAGAACCGAGGCGAUAAUCUUCUUCCAUUUUUGCGGCAAUUUAUUGCAUCAUUUUUUAAACCUGGGUUUGAGAAGUACAGUAACGUAGAUUUAUUUCGCUAUCUCUUAAAUAUCCCAGGACCACUUGACAUUCCAGCCUGUUUAUGUAAAGGGAAUUUUGAUGAUGAAGUAUUUAACAACCAAGUCCCUUAUUUGUGGCUGAUUUAUUGUCUUUGUCAUCCUCUUCAAUCAAGUAUUAAAGAGACAGUAGAAGCAUAUGAGGCAGCAUUGGGGGUGGCCAUGAGGUCUGAUAUAGUCCAGAAGAUUUGGAUGGAUUAUCUUGUCUUUGCCAAUAAUAGAGCUGCUGGAUCCAGAAACAAAGUCCAAGAAUUCAAAUUUUUUACUGACUUAGUGAAUAGAUGUUUGGUUACUGUCCCUGCCCGAUACCCCAUCCCUUUUAGCAGUGCUGAUUACUGGUCCAACUAUGAAUUUCAUAAUCGGGUGAUUUUCUUUUAUUUGAGCUGUGUUCCAAAGACUCAGCAUUCCAAAACCUUGGAACGGUUUUGCUCUAUUAUGCCAACUAAUUCUCAACUUGCACUGAGGCUACUUCAACACGAAUGGGAAGAAAGCAAUGUUCAGAUUCUGAAACUCCAAGCCAAGAUGUUUACAUAUAAUAUCCCAACAUGCCUGGCCACCUGGAAAAUAGCCAUUGCUGCUGAGAUUGUUCUAAAGGGACAAAAAGAGGUCCACCGUUUAUAUCAGAGAGCCUUACAGAAGUUACCUCUUUGUGCAUCACUAUGGAAAGAUGUAAUGCUUUUUAUCUUUUAUUUUAUCUUGAUGUUUUCCUAUAAAUUUUCUGCAUGUGCCAUAUCCAUUGAUGUGGUAAAUGCUCAAAACCUAGCUGUCUCUUACUUCUAUGCUUCCCUGUCUUUUACAGCAACUCUUGUUUGAAGCAUCAGAAGGAGGUAAAACUGAUAACCUGAGAAAACUAGUUUCCAAGUGCCAAGAGAUUGGAGUCAGCCUAAAUGAGCUCUUAAAUUUAAACAGUAACAAAACAGAAAGCAAGAAUCACUGAACACUGGGUGCAGUCAGUUCUAAGCCCUUAUAAUAAUUGCCAAAAUUAUUUGAAUGAUUCUUCAAGAUUAGGCUGAUCCCUGGCUAAGGUCUGGGUAAGGCAGACAAGCAUUAUUGAUCAUAUCAAGUUCCCUACAAUAUCCUCUCCUUAAAACCGGAAGCAAUGAACAUGAAUGACACUCUUGGAAUGGAUAAAUGAACUUCCUGUUUGGCCUGCUUCUGGGCCCUGCCAGAUUCUCUAACAUCAUGUACGUAAGUAUAGCUCCUCAAAGCGACUGACAUUUAUUUUCAUUUUACUUUGUUUUUUGUUUCGUUUUUUACUUUCCCUACCUUUAUGUUGUGCUAUUCCUGAUCCACUUGACACUCUCUGAUGCCUGAGAGAUUCUUGUUUGGGAUUUAGUUUUCAGGGCCGUGUUUACAGUAAAAAAGCAGGCAGUCCCUUUUAGUUCCUCCUCUUUAAAUCUCUGAGAUUCUUCAUUUCAGGGUUUCAAACGUAAGCAGUCCAUCUUAAGGAAAGUGUAACUGCCAUGGCCACAAGUCUGCUAGUUGCACUUUGAAUGUUCUAGCAGGGUUGUUUAUUGCCCUUUCUACGUUCUGGACUCCUUGCUGAGACUGUUUAACUUGAAGAUUUAAAGAAACUAUUGCAAAUGCCAGUGCAUCAGAACCUAAGAGUGAUCAAAUAUUAUGUGCAAUUUUUUUGUAAAGAAAAUUUAAUUUAUAAUAAAGUUUAACAGUUUAAAGAA